Tripterygium wilfordii is the source of this 1295-nucleotide messenger RNA. RefSeq names its product 2-hydroxyisoflavanone dehydratase-like. Bases 128 to 1162 code for a protein of 344 amino acids. The transcript has a single exon. Gene Ontology annotation, molecular function: hydrolase activity. NCBI's taxonomy places the organism in Eukaryota, Viridiplantae, Streptophyta, Magnoliopsida, Celastrales, Celastraceae. The record is from RefSeq and is a predicted model, not a curated record.
AGAACAGCAGAAAGCAAUGUGGAUAGGUAGCCCAUUCCAAUAUUUAUAGGUGAUUUACGAGCUCAAGAAUUGCAAUUCACAUCUGCCAUUUCAUUCUCUUCUUCUUCUUCUUCAGUUUCAAAUUUCAAUGGGAUCUGCAGCCAAAGAAAUAGCCAGCGAGCUCUUUCAUCUGAUUCGCGUCUACAAGGACGGCUCAGUGGAACGCCUAGAAGGCUCGCCCUAUGUGCCACCUUCACCAAACCCAGAUCCACAAACUGGUAUCUCAUCAAAGGACAUAACCAUCUCUGAAAACCCCAAAGUCUCUGCUCGUCUCUACCUCCCUAAAACCCAACAACAUGACCAAAAACUCCCAAUCCUGGUCUACUUCCAUGGCAGUGGAUUUUGCCUUGAAUCUGCCUUUUCAUUUCUUUUCCAUCGUUACAUGAAUCUUCUGGUCUCUCAGGCCAAUGUGGUUGUGGUCUCUGUGGAGUAUAGGCUGGCUCCGGAGCAUCCUUUGCCUGCGGCAUAUGAUGAUUGCUGGGCUGCUCUUAAUUGGGUCGCGUCUCAUUCUUCUGCAGCCAAAGACGAACCCAAUAAGGAUCCAUGGCUGUUGAACUACGGAGACCUUGACCGGCUUUACAUAGGAGGUGACAGUGCUGGUGGUAACAUAGCUCAUAACAUCGCCAUGAGAGCAGGAUCUGAGAAUUUGGAAGACAAUGUAAAAAUCUUGGGUACUUUGAUUUCUCAUUCAUAUUUCUGGGGCUCAAAACCAAUUGGGUCAGAAAAUGAUCCCAAUAAGCCCAAGCCCUAUGCGACUUUGGAAUCAAAAUCAUUCGCUUCAGAUCCUAGUUUGGGUCAUGAGAAGUCCUUCCCAUCUUUGGUUUGGAGCUUUGUGUACCCAUCAGCGCCUGGAGGGCUCGAUAAUCCGAUGCUGAAUCCGGAGGGUCCUGGGGCUCCGAGCUUGGCAGGGCUGGGGUGUUCGAGGUUGUUGAUUGUUGUGGCCGGAGAAGAUGAACUGAGAGACAGAGGUGUUCGAUAUCAUGAAUUGGUGAAAGAAAGUGGUUGGAAAGGUGAAUUGGAUUUCCAUGAAGACGAGGGAGAGGUUCAUGGAUUUCAUGCCCUUAAUCCUGAGACUGUGAAAGCUAAGAACCUUAUCAAACGCAUCGCUUCUUUUCUCAAGUGAUUAUUGUUAAGGUGCCGUUCUUUAAGCUGCCAUUACGUCGCUAAUAGCCUUAUCACCUUGCUAAAUGCUAAUAAUAAACGUUUUUUUUUCCUUUUCUUUUUAAUAAGCAAUGUUUAUUCGGUUUAAAUCUUUA